Messenger RNA from Adineta steineri, 2676 nucleotides. The record is from the annotation of a GenBank genome assembly. NCBI's taxonomy places the organism in Eukaryota, Metazoa, Rotifera, Eurotatoria, Adinetida, Adinetidae.
AUGGCAUCUUGGUGGAGUUUUCGAUACUUAUGGUUAUAUUUUACACUUGGACAAUUUAAUGUUUUGUAUGUAAGAACAGAUUGGCCUUCUUUGAAUACAUCAAAUAUACAAUUAUUGAGUCUUCUUUAUGAUACACCAGGUGGAUCUAGCCCUUUAAUAACUUACGUUCAUGGUUUUGCAAUGUUUAAAUCAGCAAUAAUACUUGCUCAACGAUACAAUAUAACAAUUGAAGGACAGUUUAUUGGAUCCCAAUCUGUAUCGACCGAUGGUAUUAUCAUGGAUGUUCUUCAAAGUACUUGUCAGAUAACAUCAACGGCAAACAUCGUUGGUAUCGUAGGACCGCGUCUUUCAAGAGAAUCUCAGAUUAUUGCUCCUUUUGCUGCGAAAAUAGGAAUUCCUGUUAUAUCACAUGAUUCAACUACUCCUGCAUUAUCUGAUCGAAGUGCGUAUCCUACUUUUUAUCGAACCGUUCCUGCAGAUGAUACAGCUGCAUUAGCUAUUGGUCAAUUAUUUAUUCUAUUGAACUGGACAUCUUGUGUAGUUAUCUAUCAAAAUGAUGCAUUUGGACAAGGCUUUGAACAAGCAAUCUCAGAUGUAUUUAAUAAUUAUAAUCUAACAAUUGCAGAAACAAUCAUGUUCGAUAUUGCAACACUUCAUAUUCGAGGUGAUUUGAAAUCUCUUCUAAUUAACAAUCCAACUCGAAUAGUUCUUUUAUGGGCUCAAGAAGAUUAUGCAACUAUGAUUUUACAAAGUGCACUUGAUUUAGGUGUACUCGGUCCAAGUUUUACAUGGAUAUUAAGUGCAGAGAUUGAUUUAAGUUCAUUUGACCCACAAUGGUAUCCAAACUUAAUUGGAAUGUUUACAAUGGAAGCUGUUGUUGGAAAUGUUGUAAAUGCACCAAUAAAUACAACAUUAUUAAAUGAUGCAUAUAACAUUUGGCAGAUGUAUGAACCUGAAUCAUUUCCGGGAAGUGCAAAUGUUGAUUACAGUGCAUUGUUUGCAUUUGAUGCAACUUGGACUUUAAUUCAAUCAUUAGCACAACUUUGCUCAACUGUAUUCACUAAUGAUUCAUCCUCAUGCAUAUCAUUUACAAAUGAUACAUUUUGUUUUAAUAAACAAUUUCUCAAUACUGAUAAUUUAUUGAAUGUAAUUAAUUCGAAUACAUUUCUUGGUGUUACAGGUCCUAUCCAAUUUAGUGCUAAUAUAACAAAUCGAGUUAAUGGCACAUAUUUUAUUUUAAAAAAUGUUCAGAGUGCUUCAAAUAAUCUUCAAUAUGUACCAGUAAUGUCAUGGUCAAAUUCACAGAUUUGGACAUUAUAUACAUCAACAAGUGUAAUUUUGUGGCCUGGAAAUACUUUGACACUUCCUAGUGACAGUGCAUCUGCUUCAGGUGUCACAUUUCGCAUUGCUAUUUAUGAAGUCACACCAUUUACGAUAGUCACACAAACUACUGAUUCAUUUGGAAACAUAACAACAACAUACACUGGAUAUAUGCCUGAUCUUAUUAACCUUUUGCAAACUAAUAUGAGUUUUAUUCCACAAAUUAUAUUAGUUCCAUCAAAUAAUACCUACGACGAUUUAAUUUAUGCAGUAGCAAAUGGAAUGUACGAUAUGGUAGUAGCUGAUGUAACAGUUACUUCCGCACGAGAAGAAUUAGUUGAUUUUUCAGCUUCAAUAUUUGAUGAUUCAUUACGUAUUAUUAUACGAGAAGCACCUAGUGUUAAUAUAGAUUGGUUGGCAUUUUUAAAACCAUUUUCACGUACUCUUUGGUUAACUAUUUUAGGUACUGUUGUAUAUGCAAGUAUUUUAAUCUUUUUAAUAGAACGCCCAUAUAAUGAAGCAUUACAAGAUCGAUCAGUUAUAUCUGCGAGUGCAAUGUCUACAUGGUAUUCGAUGGCUACCAUAAUGGCAUGUGCACCGGAUUUUAAUGUUACAACAGCUGCUGGUCGAUUAUUAACUAUUGGCCUAUAUAUUUUAAGUUUAAUAUUACUAGCAGCUUAUACAGCUAACUUAGCAUCUGAUUUAACAAUACAAAAAUCGCAAACUGUCGUUAGUGGAAUCGAUGAUAUUAAAAAUGGUAAGAUACCAUUUAGCCGUAUUGGUAUCCUUGUUGGUUCAGCUAUGGAAGAUUAUUAUUUACAAGAAGUAUCCGGUGGUAGUCGAAACUUUUAUUCGUUAACAUCUAUCACAGAAGCGUAUGAUAAAUUAUUAAGUGGAGUCAUUGAUGCAUCAAUUAUGGAUGUUGGUCCUGUAGAAUAUGCAACUACUCAUAUCUAUUGUAAUUUAACUUUAGUUGGAGCUGACUUUGAUGCAAGUGCAUUUGGUAUUGUUUAUCAAAAAGGCUGGAUUUAUGCAAACGAAUUAGAUGUAAAUCUCUUAUCAUUAAGAGAACAAGGUGUUUUGGAUACUUUAAGAACAAAAUGGUUUGAAGGAGGUGAUUGCUCACAGACAGACGAUAGCGGUACUGCGAUGACAGUUGAAUCAUUGGCUGGUUUAUUUUUAACUUUUGGUGUUAUUAGUAUUCUGUCCUUAUUAUUAUUCGUUUGGUUAAAACGAUCAGUUAUAAAAGAUUAUUUUAAGUCACGUAAGCGUCGAAGGACUUUAGUAAUUACUCAGAAUACAAUGAAAGAAGAACAUCCUCAAGAAACUGUUGCUGAGCAGUUCGUACACCUGUAA